AUGUCUGCAUUUGCCUUUCCAUCAAUAUACAACUUCCCUCCUUUCUUUACGCAACAACCAAACGAGGCAACAUGGCAGACACAAGCGCAGUUGUGGAUAUCGAUAAUUCUCGCAUAUUGUAGAUUUCAUAAAAUACAUAGACUAGACCUAUCGGACGCACUUACAACGGAGCUAUUCUAUAAUAAAUCAAUCAAUCCUUUUAUUGACUUUUUGCGUGAGUUGUGUAGGGAGGCUGAAGCUAGAAUCAUUACAAAGCAUUAUAAAGAUGAUGGAUUGGCAGAAUGGGAUCCACCAAACAAGAAGACGUCAGCAUUUAUUUAUUGGAAAAAACCUGAAGAAUGGGCGACUAGUAUAUCCAAUUGGGUGUCUGAAAAUGGAUUGAAUAAUUCAAUUAUGACAUUGUAUGAAAUAGCACACGGAGAAGCAUCAGAAGGAACUGAUUUUUACGAGAUUGAUCAAACCGUGUUACUUAAAGCGUUGGAUGUGUUGGUGAAGAAAGGAGAAGCCCAGACAUUGCAUGCAACAAAUGCAGAAGAGAUGGGAGUAAAAUUUUUCGGAUCUGGGUGA
This is a messenger RNA of Paraglomus occultum, 567 nucleotides long. NCBI's taxonomy places the organism in Eukaryota, Fungi, Glomeromycota, Glomeromycetes, Paraglomerales, Paraglomeraceae. The record is from the annotation of a GenBank genome assembly.